Molecule: messenger RNA, 1556 nt
Organism: Procambarus clarkii (red swamp crayfish)
Lineage: Eukaryota; Metazoa; Arthropoda; Malacostraca; Decapoda; Cambaridae
Source: RefSeq, a predicted model, not a curated record
GUCUCCGGGCGGAGGUCAGGUCUCCGGGCGGAGGUCAGGUCUCCGGGCGGAGGUCAGGUCUCCGGGCGGAGGUCAGGUCUCCGGGCGGAGGUCAGGUCUCCGGGCGGAGGUCAGGUCUCAGGGUGGAGGUCAGGUCUCCGGGUGGAGGUCAGGUCUCCGGGUGGAGGUCAGGCCUCCGGGCGGAGGUCAGGUCUCCGGGCGGAGGUCAGGUCUCCGGGCGGAGGUCAGGUCUCCGGGCGGAGGUCAGGUCUCCGGGCGGAGGUCAGGUCUCCGGCCAGAGGCCAGGUCUCCGGGCGGAGGCCAGGUCUCCGGGCGGAGGCCAGGUCUCCGGGCGGGGGUCAGGUCUCCGGGCGAGGGUCAGGUCUCCGGGCGGAGGUCAGGGGUCCGGGCGGAGGUCAGGCCUCCGGGCGGAGGUCAGGUCUCCGGGCGGAGGUCAGGUCUCCGGGCGGAGGUCAGACACAUCCGCAGAGAGCGUGGUGGGCGUGGAGGCUGGCGGAGAGGGGUCUGUGGGCGGGGAGGCGGCGUCGCGGGCGUGCGGGUGGGGGUGGGUGGGCCAAGAUGGCCGUUGCUUCCUCCUGGUGGAGGAGAAGGCCAGGUGGGCGGCGGCGGAGGCUGCGUGUGUGGGCCGAGGAGGGCACCUGGCCGCUGUCACCUCUCCCCAGGUGGCAGCCCUGCUCUCCCACGUCACAGCUAACAGAGUUUCUAAAGAAGGGCCUCGAACACCCGACCUCUCGCUUGGGGAGACGAGCGCUCUACCAACUGAGCCACAGCAAGCCACCAUAGAGAAGGCUUCCAGAGCCACCAUAGAGAAGGCUUCCAGAGCCACCAUAGAGAAGGCUUCCAGAGCCACCAUAGAGAAGGCUCCCAGACCCACCAUAGAGAAGGCUCCCAGAGCCACCAUAGAGAAGGCUCCCAGACCCACCAUAGAGAAGGCUCCCAGACCCACCAUAGAGAAGGCUUCCAGAGCCACCAUAGAGAAGGCUUCCAGAGCCACCAUAGAGAAGGCUUCCAGAGCCACCAUAGAGAAGGCUUCCAGAGCCACCAUAGAGAAGGCUUCCAGAGCCACCAUAGAGAAGGCUUCCAGAGCCACCAUAGAGAAGGCUUCCAGACCCACCAUAGAGAAGGCUUCCAGAGCCACCAUAGAGAAGGCUCCCAGAGCCACCAUAGAGAAGGCUUCCAGACCCACCAUAGAGAAGGCUUCCAGACCCACCAUAGAGAAGGCUUCCAGAGCCACCAUAGAGAAGGCUUCCAGACCCACCAUAGAGAAGGCUUCCAAAGCCACCAUAGAGAAGGCUUCCAGAGCCACCAUAGAGAAGGCUUCCAGACCCACCAUAGAGAAGGCUUCCAGAGCCACCAUAGAGAAGGCUUCCAGAGCCACCAUAGAGAAGGCUUCCAGAGCCACCAUAGAGAAGGCUUCCAGAGCCACCAUAGAGAAGGCUUCCAGAGCCACCAUAGAGAAGGCUUCCAGAGCCACCAUAGAGAAGGCUUCCAGAGCCACCAAACUGGAGUGUCAUGUCUUCCUCGAGCUGUCACUUGAGCACAGAAGAAUAAAAUGA